Molecule: messenger RNA, 2682 nt
Organism: Galeopterus variegatus (Sunda flying lemur)
Lineage: Eukaryota; Metazoa; Chordata; Mammalia; Dermoptera; Cynocephalidae
Gene: ATP1A4
Product: ATPase, Na+/K+ transporting, alpha 4 polypeptide
Exons: 21
Coding region: 10-2682 (890 amino acids)
Biological process (GO): intracellular potassium ion homeostasis; sodium ion export across plasma membrane; proton transmembrane transport
Cellular component (GO): membrane
Molecular function (GO): P-type sodium:potassium-exchanging transporter activity; ATP hydrolysis activity; ATP binding
Source: RefSeq, a predicted model, not a curated record
AGGAAAGAUAUGGAGGAACUGAAAAAGGAAGUGGUCAUGGAUGAUCACAAGUUAACCUUGGAAGAGCUGAGCGCCAAGUAUUCUGUGGAUCUGACAAAUGGUCUUAGGACUCAUUGGCAAGCUCUGGUAAUUCGAGGAGGUGAGAAGAUGCAGAUUAAUGCACAAGAUGUGGUGUUGGGAGACCUGGUAGAAGUGAAGGGUGGAGACCGAAUCCCUGCUGACCUCCGGCUUAUCUCUGCACAAGGAUGUAAGGUGGAUAAUUCAUCCUUAACUGGGGAGUCAGAACCCCAAUCUCGUUCACCUGAUUUCACCCAUGAGAACCCUCUGGAGACCCGAAACAUCUGCUUCUUCUCCACCAACUGUGUGGAAGGAACAGCCCAGGGCAUUGUGAUUGCUACAGGAGACUCCACAAUGAUGGGGCGAAUUGCCUCACUGACAUCAGGCCUGGCAGUUCGCAAGACCCCCAUCGCCACUGAGCUUGAACACUUCAUCCACCUGAUCACAUCAGUGGCCAUCUUUCUGGGUGUCACUUUUUGUGUGAUCUCACUUAUCUUAGGCUAUGGCUGGCUGGAGGCUGUCAUUUUUCUUAUUGGCAUCAUUGUGGCCAAUGUGCCUGAGGGGCUGCUGGCCACUGUCACUGUGUGCCUGACCCUGACAGCCAAGCGCAUGGCGCAGAAGAACUGCCUGGUGAAGAACCUGGAGGCGGUGGAGACGCUGGGCUCCACGUCCACCAUCUGCUCGGACAAGACGGGCACCCUCACCCAGAACCGCAUGACCGUCGCCCACUUGUGGUUCGAUGAGACCGUGUAUGAGGCCGACACCAGCGAAGAACAGACUGGGAAAACAUUUUUCAAGGGCUCUGAUACCUGGUUUAUCCUGGCCCGAAUCGCUGGCCUCUGCAACCGGGCUGACUUCAAGGCCAAUCAGGAGACCCUGCCCAUCCCUAAGCGGGAGACAACAGGCGAUGCUUCUGAGACAGCGCUCCUCAAGUUCAUUGAGCAGUCUUACAGCUCUGUGAAGGAGAUGAGAGAGAAAAACCCCAAGGUGGCAGAGAUUCCCUUUAAUUCCACCAACAAGUACCAGAUGUCCAUCCACCUUCAGGAGAACAGCUCCCAGACCCAUGUAUUGAUGAUGAAAGGUGCUCCUGAGCGGAUCCUGGAGUUUUGCUCUACUUUCCUUCUGAAUGGGCAGGAGUACCCAAUGGACGAUGAAAUGAAGGAAGCCUUCCAAAAUGCCUACUUAAAGAUGGGAGGGCUGGGGGAACGUGUGCUAGGGUUCUGCUUCUUGAAUCUGCCUAGCAGCUAUUCCAAGGGAUUCCACUUUAAUACAGAUGAAAUAAAUUUUCCUAUGGAUAAUCUUUGUUUUGUGGGCCUCAUAUCCAUGAUUGACCCUCCCCGAGCCGCAGUGCCUGAUGCUAUGAGCAAGUGUCGCAGUGCGGGGAUUAAGGUGAUCAUGAUAACAGGCGAUCAUCCCAUUACAGCCAAGGCCAUUGCCAAAGGUGUGGGCAUCAUCUCAGAAGGCACUGAGACAGCAGAUGACAUUGCUGCCCGGCUUAAGAUCUCUGUCAGCCAGGUCGAUGCCAGCACUGUCAAAGCCAUUGUGGUGCAUGGCUCAGAACUAAAGGAUAUGAACUCACAGCAGCUUGAGCAGAUCCUCCAGAACCACACAGAGAUCGUGUUUGCUCGGACCUCCCCCCAGCAGAAGCUCAUCAUUGUAGAGGGGUGUCAGAGGCUGGGAGCUAUUGUGGCAGUGACGGGUGACGGGGUGAACGACUCUCCUGCACUGAAGAAGGCCGACAUCGGCAUUGCCAUGGGCAUCGCUGGCUCUGACGUUUCCAAGCAGGCAGCUGACAUGAUCCUUCUGGAUGACAACUUUGCCUCUAUUGUCACAGGCGUGGAGGAGGGCCGCCUCAUCUUCGACAACCUGAAGAAAUCCAUCGCCUACACCCUGACCAGCAACAUUCCUGAGAUCACGCCCUUCCUGCUGUUCAUCAUCCUCCGUAUACCCCUGCCUCUGGGCACCAUAACCAUCCUCUGCAUUGAUCUGGGCACUGACAUGGUCCCUGCUAUCUCCUUGGCUUACGAGUCAGCUGAAAGCGACAUCAUGAAGAGGCUUCCACGGAACCCAAAGACUGAUAAUCUAGUGAACAACCGUCUCAUUGGCAUGACCUAUGGACAGAUUGGGAUGAUCCAGGCUGUGGCUGGAUUCUUCACCUACUUUGUGAUCCUGGCUGAGAAUGGUUUUAGGCCUACUGAUCUGCUGGGCAUACGCCUCAACUGGGACGAUCGGUAUGGGAAUGAUCUGGAAGACAGCUACGGGCAGCAGUGGACCUAUGAGCAGCGGAAGGUGGUGGAGUUCACGUGCCACACGGCCUUCUUUGUCAGCAUCGUGGUUGUGCAGUGGGCUGACCUCAUCAUCUGCAAGACCCGCCGCAACUCCAUCUUCCAGCAGGGCAUGAAAAACAAGAUCCUAAUAUUUGGGAUCCUGGAGGAGACCUUCCUGGCUGCUCUUCUAUCCUACACUCCAGGCAUGGACCUGGCCCUGCGAAUGUACCCCCUCAAGAUGGUCUGGUGGUUCUGUGCCAUUCCCUACAGCAUUCUUAUCUUCAUCUAUGAUGAAAUCAGAAAACUCAUCAUCCGUCAACGGCCCGGUGGCUGGCUGGAGAGGGAGACGUACUACUAA